This is a messenger RNA of Impatiens glandulifera, 1119 nucleotides long. RefSeq names its product keratin, type I cytoskeletal 9-like. NCBI's taxonomy places the organism in Eukaryota, Viridiplantae, Streptophyta, Magnoliopsida, Ericales, Balsaminaceae. The coding region runs from base 1 to 1119 and encodes 372 amino acids. The record is from RefSeq and is a predicted model, not a curated record. The transcript has 3 exons.
AUGGAACCUGUUAAAACUCUUAUUACCCAAGAAGAAGAAGCUCUGGAGUCCCCUGUUCUCGAAUCAGAGGCAUCUAUAGAAAAGAAGGCUGAAGCUAGUCAGCCUAAUGAAGCUCGAUCUGAGGGGGAACUCUCAAAAGAAAAGGAAUCAGAGAAGAGUUCCUCAUCUGAGAGGGAACAAGAUAAAAAUGAUCCUCGACCAUUUCCGGACAUCACUUCUGCGAAUGUUCAUGAUGAUGUUGUUAACCUUCCUCAUCAUUCAAACGGUUCGUCCGAUAAGAUUCACAAGGUAUGUGAAGAUAUUUUGGGUGAUGAAGAAGAGAGAAAGUCUAGUAGUGAUUCAGAGAAGGAUGAAUCAGAGCAGUCCCUGCAGGUUCACACUCACUUCAGUCCCAUUCGGACUACUCUAGUAGAUUCUCAAGAGAUGUCAUCAAAUGAAGGAUCAUCUACUGGUGGUGCAAAGCUUAUGAAGUCAAUGACGGCAAUGAUGGGUAUCCUUCAGAAGAAUGUGGCUGAAAUGCAAUCCAACAUGAUAAAGAUUAUGAAGACUCAGAAGUCAAACAAGAAGGAAUUUGCCUCUCUUCUUAAAACUCAUAAUGAAAUGGAAAACGCCAUUGAACUUCAUAAUGAGGUCAUGGAUGGAAUGAAUCUGAUUCAAAAUCAAAUGAUCGAGAUACAAGGUCAUAUGAGCAGAGCUGAUGUUGAGCGAUUGGAACAAGCUGAUUCCUUUGCAAGGCAAAUUCAGACCGCUGAAGAUGCUCAAGAAGGUGCUGAUAAAGAGAAGAACCUCAUUUCCCAAGGCGAUGAUUAUGUGAAAAAGGGGGAAGGAAGUUCUAGAAGUGGCAUCAGCAGUAGAGGAGGCGAUGGUGUUUCAACAGGCACCAGAUCAAAGAGAAAGAAAACUGGUGAUGAAAGCAAUAGGCCAAUCAAAAGAGGUAGAGGUCGCAUCGGUGAUCAUGGUGGUAGAAGUGGUGGAGGUGAUCCUGGUGGUAGAGGUGGUGGAAGUGGUCGUGGUGGCCGUUCUCUCCCUCCUUUUCGAAACCUUCUGAUUGGUGAAGAAUUUAGUAGUCAAGGAUUCUACUACCCAAUCGACCCACUUGUGAAAAGGGAAGAUCAAUAA